Messenger RNA from Quercus robur (English oak), 2067 nucleotides. RefSeq lists its product as uncharacterized. The transcript has 7 exons. Bases 132 to 1757 code for a protein of 541 amino acids. Lineage: Eukaryota; Viridiplantae; Streptophyta; Magnoliopsida; Fagales; Fagaceae. Gene Ontology annotation, cellular component: delta DNA polymerase complex; nucleus. Gene Ontology annotation, molecular function: DNA-directed DNA polymerase activity. Gene Ontology annotation, biological process: DNA replication; DNA strand elongation involved in DNA replication; DNA synthesis involved in UV-damage excision repair. The record is from RefSeq and is a predicted model, not a curated record.
CAUAGCAUAGGGGUUAUUUAUUAUUCCUCUGGUUUGGUUUCCGUCCAAAAAAGAAAAGAAAAAAAAAAUUCCCAAACCCUUGAGAACAAGUAGAAGAGGAGAGGUUUGAAUUGUGGCGGCGUCGGUUGGUGAUGGCAGAAAUCGAAACCCUAGGGUUGCUAGACGAGAUCCAAUCCCUUGUCUCCGACACCCUCCAAGUGGUUUCUUACAAGUGGCUCAGUCGCAAUUAUUUGCUCUCAUCAAAUGCUGCUAAGAGGUUGCUUUGGGAAUUCGUUGAAAAACACGGAGGAAGCGGAAGCGGUGGUGGGUCGGGAUUGGAACUGGAAGUGGUAUAUACAUUGUCUGGAUGGUUGAAGAAUGAUUCCUCUAAUUACCAUAUAACCCUUGUUUCCUCUCCUAAACUUUCAGAAGCUAAACAAGAGUUUGAUGGCAAUUGCUCAGUUCAGGUUUAUAGUGUGCAAGCUUCUGUUCCAAAGGACCCAGCUGCACUAUGGAAUCCCGAGUUUGUACAAGCUGAAGAGCUCUUUAAGCAGUCAUUUAAGGUUGACAAUUGCUUCAGAGAUAACAGGUUCUGUGGGAUUUCCAAUUCCUUUGUCAAGCGCAAUAUGGAGGGAACACCUGUUAGCAUUGCAAAUCCAAUGCCCAAAACUGCUGGAGGCCAAGGGCAAUCCAAAAGCAAUACUAUGCAUCAAAAUAAUGUGGUUCCACAAACUCAGCAAAAUAAAGUCCAGGAAUCUAGCCCAAAAGUUGUUCUGCAGACUCCCAAUGUGGUACAAGAUGUCAAAAGUGAAACCGAUGGCACAGGGGUUCACAGUCAGAGUACCAAGCCUCCUUCAGAUAAAGAAAAAGUCCCUCCCAUGACUGCUGGAAAAAAGAAAGUCCAGAAUGGUAAAAGCUCUUCUGGCACUGGGGGUUCAUUGGCCAAUAUUUGGGGUCGUGCAUCUGCAAAGUCAAAGCCAGUAGUCCCUGUGGAAAAUAAUAAUGUCCUUCCAAAUCCAACUGCCAGUGCAGAGGCUCAAAUAUGUGCUCGUGAAGCUGUAGAGGGUGGCAGCAGCGAUGAUGAUGGUCAAGAUGUCAAUUUUAAGAGAGCCUCCAAUGGUGAGAGUGGUAAAAAAAGGAGAGUUGUUUUUGAUUUCUCAGACGAAGAUGAAUAUGAAGAUGCAGUCAGUUUAGCAUCACCAGAUAUUCUGAAAGUUCAAUCAUCUCAAGAUCAGAAACAAAGUACAAAAGUUUUGGUUUCAGAGAAAUCCAAUUUGAACUCGGACAAGCAAAUAGAAGAUGAACUUGAGGUUAAGGAAGAGAUAGUUACGGACAAAGAUUCUAACCAACCGCUGAGAGAGGAUUCUUCAGUUAUCAGUAAGGGCACAAACACUGGAACUUCCUCUACAGAGAAAGUUCAAAACUGUAUUCCUCAAAGUGAUGUAAAUAAGAAGGAUAAUCUGAAAAUUGCUGCUCCAAAUUCCCCUAAAAGAAAAAAGGUGUUGAAGACACGGAUCGAUGAGCGGGGAAGAGAAGUAACUGAGGUAAUCUGGGAGGGUGAAGAGACAGAAGCAAAGAAAGCCGACAGUAGUAUGACAAAGAAAACUGACAACUUUGCAUUGAGCAAUACAGUUAGCAGGCCUCCUGCAGCUAAGAAGUCACCAACAACAGGAACCACGGCUCCAUCCAAUCAAACAGGUAAAGCAGGAAAUAAGAAAGCAGGGAGCUUGAAAGAUCCCAAGCAAGGCAACAUUCUUUCAUUCUUCAAGAGGGUUUAAGGAGACGUAUUGGAUACUUAAGCGAAGUGUCAAUGUGAAUAGAGAACUAUAUAAAUUGAUGGGUCUUUAAAUGCUAGUCUUCAAGUAAUUAUUAGGUUCUCUUGAGUAAUUCAGUCUGGGUUUCUUUUAGUUGGAGGAUUUAAGGGAUUUUGGACAAAAGGUUGUUAAUAGAGCACCUUGUGCUUUGCCAAGGAGGGAAUCAAUGUAUUUGCGUUCCUCUUACGUUUAUCCAUAGAGUACCUACUCUAAUUCUUUGGGAAAUGUCAAUGUAACGACGGUUUUACAAAGAGUAUGUUUCUUAUUGUCACAA